UCUCUCUCUCUCUCUCUCACGCGCGCAGACCUAAAGCGAGGAGACGGAGGAGACGCGCUCGCAAAGACCGGCGGAGUUUGGUGUUGACAAUGAGCCCUUGGGCAACUAAAACAAGGUAUUGUACGAAGAUCAAGGCUUUUAUUUCUGAAGUUCAUUCCACAAAGCACUCGCCUCAGAGAAUUGCUGACAGCAUGCGAAAGACAUUUGAAUGAAUAUAGCAAAAUAGCAACAGCCUCCCCAUCAGCAGCACAAAUAGCAAUCAAGUCUAGAAAAACAUGUGUGGAACUGUUGAUGAGUAGCACGUGGCUUUGGAGAGGAGGAGGAGGAGGAGGAGGGUGCUUCUCUUCCAAUUUAUGCUGAGAUCUGAAGGACUUAAUGCUUAUAAGAAGAGAUGCUAACACAGAACUCAAGUCGAUCGAUGUGGCCAAACAAGGCAGACCUGACGGCUACUUGACUGGCAGGAGGCACGGCGUUUGCCGCUUGGAACAGCACAGACCUGCUUUGCCUUUUGUGAUAGAGAGGUACAGAGGCAAACCAGAAUUAAAAUGCCAGCUAAAGGCAAAUACUUUUUUAAUGAAAACGAAGGCUGUAAGAUAACGGACCCUUUGUAUGAGAAGUACCGGUACUCGAGUCAGCAGCAUCCUCUUCUUUUCUUCCUGCUCUUCAUCGCGGUCGCCUACUGUACGACGCUCAUCAUAGUUCUCGUCAGCUACGAUGCACCACGAGAUCAUCUUCUGUUUGUUAUUACAGUCAGUAGUGCUCUUGUGCUCUUUAUAAUCAUGUAUGUUCUGGUAUAUAUUGAAUCCUUUGUCUGCUGCCGUCUGAAACUGUUCGCUAUUCUGAUUUGGAUCUGCUUGGUGACCGUGGGAUAUGUGUCUAUUUUUGACAAGGGAAGUACAGCUCCACUUGCUCCAUGGGAACAGGUGCCAUUUUUCCUGUUCAUAAUCUUCACGACUUAUACCAUGUUACCCUUUCAAAUGAGAUACGCUGUAAUCCUCAGCAGUGGUUUAGCACUUUCCCAUAUUGUAGUCCUAAGCAUCACCUUAGCAGACCGCUACAAACAGGAGCGAAAUAUCCUUGUAUUUCAGGUGCUUGCCAAUGCUUUCAUUUUCUUUUGUGGUAACCUGAUGGGUGCAUUUCACAAGUAUCAGAUGCAGGAUGCUUCGUGGGAUUUGUAUACAUAUACUUUAAAAUGCAUCCAAGUUCAAAUGAAGCUAAAGAUUGAAAAGAGGCAACAAGAAAGCUUGCUUUUAUCAAUACUGCCAGCUCAUAUCUCAAUGGGAAUGAAACUAGCCAUCAUAGAACGUCUAAAAGAAACCAAUGAUAUGAAAAAGCAUGACAACAAUUUCCACAGCCUGUAUGUGAAGCGACACCAGAAUGUUAGUAUCCUGUAUGCAGAUAUUGUAGGAUUCACACGCCUGGCAAGUGAUUGCUCUCCCAAAGAGCUGGUGGUGAUGUUGAAUGAACUUUUUGGGAAAUUUGACCAAAUUGCAAAGGAAAAUGAAUGCAUGAGGAUAAAAAUUUUGGGAGACUGUUAUUAUUGUGUUUCGGGUUUACCUGUGUCUUUGCCAGUACAUGCGAAGAACUGUGUGAAAAUGGGCCUCGACAUGUGUGAAGCUAUAAAACAAGUGAGAGAAGCCACAGGAGUGGACAUCAAUAUGCGGGUUGGCAUUCAUUCUGGAAAUGUACUCUGCGGUGUGAUUGGGCUUCGGAAAUGGCAGUACGACGUUUGGUCUCACGAUGUCUCCUUAGCUAACCGAAUGGAAUCUGCAGGAGUUCCUGGCCGUGUACACAUCACUGAAGCAACGCUAAAUCACCUAGGCAAAGCCUAUGAGGUGGAAGAAGGGAAUGGACAUCUCAGAGACCUGUAUCUCGAAGCCAUGAAUAUAAAAACGUACUUGGUGAUUGAUCCAAGGUCUAAGCAGCGUGCCUCCAACCAUCAUCUCCCUCAAACCAGAGUGCAGGAUGGCUUGAAGAUAAGGGCCUCUGUCCGGAUGUCACGAUAUUUGGAGUCUUGGGGGGCAGCUCGACCUUUUGCUCACUUAAAUCAGAGAGAAAGUGUGAGCAGCGAGACCUCUGCACCAAACAGGAGGCGUAGAAAGGAGAUAGCUUUGCAACUAGCAAGUCGUCAGAGGACUUCAGAGAGAAAUACCUCUCAAAAAGGAAGGAUGGAAGAAGACAUUAACGAGAAAAUGACAUCAACCAUUGAGGGCCUCAGUUCAGCCAAGCCGUGGUGUGGCGAAAAAGAUGACUUCCGAGGACUAUGUGGGUUUCUGCUGUGUUUCGUAGAAAUGGGACUGGAAAAAGAGUAUCGCACAAUCCCUAUCCCCAAACUAAGGGGUUAUUUUGCUUGCGCCAGCAUUGUGUUGCUGUGUAUGUUUCUGGUACAGAUACUCAUCAUGGCAAAAACACCACAAUUUGGAAUUUCGUUUGGUGUUGCAGCUAUCGUAAUGGGGCUUAUUUUAUGUGUGUGUUUUGCUGAUGACUGUUGGAAAUGUUGUUCGAAGAGAUGGCCUCCAGCGCGCUAUCUUCGCACCCUUUCUCAGAAAGUGGAGACGAUGCCGGCUGCGAGGCUCCCACUAGCCACUAUUGCUAUAGGCUCUCUGUUGAUUGUAGCUGUUUUUAACUUGCCCACGAAACAGCCCAGUGGAAACCGAACUGCACCAUUUACCACCCCGAUGGCGGGGGACAAUUCUUCUGGAAGUGGCGAUGUAUUGAGUCAUGAGGCUAUGACCUACUCGUAUUAUACCUACUGCUGCCUCUUGGGUUUUAUUGCAUGCUCCGUGUUCCUUCAGAUGAGCUUUGAAUUCAAGCUUAUGCUUUUGUCAGGAGCCCUCGUUGGGUAUUUCAUCGUGUUUAAUACCAAUCAGACUUUGAGCGCCAGCCACAGCACCAUCCGCAACUCCAACACAAGUUUUUUUAUGAAAGAUCCAACAAUAAUGACAAAUUUAUACCUGGCUGUGUUUUACAUAACGCUGGUUCUACUGUCAAAACAGAUAGACUAUUACUGCCGGCUGGAUUGCCUGCAAAAGAAUAAAUUUGAAAAAGAACGCGAAUCAUUCGAAACCAUGGAGAAUGUGAACAGGCUGCUCUUGGAAAACGUUCUUCCGGCUCAUGUUGCUGCCCAUUUUAUUGGGGACAACAAAUUAAAUGAGGAUUGGUACCAUCAGUCCUAUGACUGUGUCUGUGUCAUGUUUGCCUCAGUACCCGACUUCAAGGUGUUCUACACAGAAUGUGAUGUCAACAAGGAAGGGCUGGAGUGCCUCCGGCUCCUCAACGAGAUCAUCGCUGAUUUUGAUGAGCUGCUGCUAAAACCUAAGUUCAGUGGUGUUGAAAAAAUCAAAACUAUUGGGAGCACAUACAUGGCAGCGUCAGGACUCUGUGUUACACCAGGUCAAGAGAAUAAUCUAGACCAGGAAAGGCAACAUGCUCAAAUUGGCAUCAUGGUGGAAUUUGCAAUGGCCUUGAUGACUAAACUUGAUGGCAUCAACAGACAUUCGUUCAACAGCUUCCGCCUCCGAGUUGGCAUAAACUAUGGGCCUGUGAUAGCUGGUGUGAUUGGUGCUCGUAAACCCCAGUAUGAUAUCUGGGGCAACACUGUCAAUGUUGCCAGCAGGAUGGAGAGUACUGGAGAGCUUGGGAAAAUCCAGGUUACAGAAGAGACAUGCAAAAUACUGGAGGGCCUGGGAUAUGCCUGUGAAUGCCGAGGACUUAUUAAUGUCAAGGGAAAGGGAGAAUUGAUGACCUACUUUGUGUGCACUGAUACAGCCAAAUCCCAAGCGCUUUGACUUGAACAAGAAGCUGCUGAGAAGUUUGGUUGAAAAGUAUGUCUUGCUGGAUUUGAGUUGGGUUUUUUUAAAAAAAAUCAAAAACACCCAACUUCCCUUCUGUGAAGUCUGAAAACUUUGCCUCCUUGUGUAAAGGAGCUUUUCUGAAUGCGCAUGGACUUACCUACAGGUGGUACUACUUUGCAUCUCAAAAGAGGAGAACAGAAAGCUCUCGAAAGAUGUUUACAGCUGUGCCUGUCCCUGUUUGCUGAUGAUUGCUGCCAUGGAUUAUUCUCUCCUUUCCUUGCUGAAGGGACAUGGGACAUGAAAUGAUUUUCCUGCAUGUCUUCUGCGGAUUCACAGUUGAACUAAUUGCCGCGUUAAAAUAUUCUGCUGCUUCAUCCUUCGUCAGAUCCAGUAACAGUAUUGCACUUGUCGUAUAGAAGAAAAGGUCUGAACUGUAUGGAUAUAGAACUUCCUUUAGCGCAAAGUAGUCUCUACUUGAUUGAAGACAAUAGGAUUGAAGUCCUGUGACCUGAGAUCUUUUAAAACUGGAAAUGCCAGAGGUUGAAUUUGGGACUAUCUGCACACAAAGCAUGUACUUGACCAAGGAGCCAAGCUCCCACCACAUGCACUAACUUUGUGCCAGACCUCUGCCAUGGAACCUCUUUUCAAUGCCAGGAAAUGUUGCACUGCCAGUAUUCUUUACAGAAUCUAGUCCACAAAAGUGUCCCUUUCUUGUGGGUGUUUCUGUCCUACUGCUAAACCUUAACCCGAUAUUUCAUACCUGCCCAAUGUUAAGUUUAUGCCAUGCUUACUAGAGCAGAGAGAAAUGAUGGAAGGGGGAAGCUUGUCCAAUCCAUGCACGUUUAUUUUUCUGGGGUUUGUUAGCCAGGCUUGAGAGCAAACACAGGUGGCUUUGUGCUUCUACUUUGGGUGGAAACACCGAAGUGUCUUUUUCUUGUUUUCCUUCUGUUUGAGCUGGAAUGGCUUUGCUCUUCACAGAAUGCCAUUUAAUUGAUCAGCUAUUCAGUGUCCCACAGCAGUGUGUGUAACAGCAGCAUUCAUGUGGCAAUUCUGAUUCUUUUUCAGGGCUAGCCGUGUUUGGGCACCCUGCUGAUAUACAUUAUGGCUAGCUUCCACUACAGCUCCACCACUGCCAUGGAAAUUCUCUCUGUGCUGGGCAGAAGAACAGAUGCAUGAUCCCAAAAUGACCCUGUUCAGAUGACACGCUAAACCACAGUGGUUCAGUGUUUUGAGCUAAACAGUAUGGCUUAGCGCGUCGUGUGAAUCAUUCCUAACCAUGAUAGCUACAUAACCACAGUUUAAACAUGCUCAUUAACCAUUUGGUGCAAAAGGGUCAGCAACCUAACUAUGGCUUAGCAUGUUGUCUUAACAGGCUCACUGUGUUGUGCAGCCGCCCAACAGAAGCCACCAUCACUCCGAUUGUAAAUGUCUAGGAUUAGAGGUCUCUCUCUCAUUUUUUGUUACUCUUUACACCAUGCACAUUGAUAGCACUUCAUUGGAAUCCCACUGGCAACUAGUCUACAAGCUUUUGUACAUUAAGUGAAGUCUUCCCUUCCAAACUAUUGUAUUGCUGGAUUUCAUCAUUGGUAAAAUGCCACCCCUUUUCAUGUAGGAUUACAAUAGAUAGAAGUGAACCAAGAGAAUGGAACCAAAUACAAAGUCUGCUGUGAGCCAAAUUUGACCUGGAGCUGCCCAUGCUUUUGCUAUAGCAUUUUUCUUUUGAUAGAUUACCAGUAUUUCUCAUAUUUUAAAGCAUAGAUAUCCCAUAGGCUUCUGCUGCAAGUCUGAUUAGAACCUUUUUUUUCGGAGGGGGGGGAACUUGCUUAUUAUUAAUCCUCCUGUUGUUGUUUAAGUUAUUCAGUAAGUUUUAUGUUUUUGUAUUUGUUUUAUUAUCUUUUAUUAUAAGCUGAAAAAAUAUAGGGCAACUCCAAAGUUUACUACCAGCAUAGUAACUUGACUAGGUAAUUUACUAGGUUAAGGAGAAAUGUGAUGUGUUUCAGAUUUCUGUUUUGGAAUGCUAUCUCAUAACAGUGUGUGAGCUCUAGCCACCAUGGAAAAGCGGUGUCAGAUAAAAUUAUUAUUGGAAGAGAGGAGUUCCUUGUAAAGUUGGUAUCUUUACAGGCAUAACUUAUUUAGUCUGCUUAAAUUAUAUGGAAUUGGAUCCAAAGGGGCUUGUUUGAUUCUUCUCACUAGUGUUGUACAAAAGAAGUGAGGCUAAAUCUAAAGAUGGUGAUCAUUUUGUGCAACCACUUGCAUGAGCAGAAGGAAAGAACUGGAACCUACCCAUUCUAGCAUUGCAUGAAUUCUUGAGGAGGCUUUUGCAGAACAAUACUAGCUCAAGAUUCUUUGGAUCCAAGUCACUGUACCUGCAAAUUAAAUGUACUGGCAGGAGGCUAUAAUCUUGAAUUUUUCUCCUAUGUAAACUACUUCUGUCUGACACCUCUGUCUCAAGGGAACCAGCAACACCCACGAAGUCUUACCGGUGAAAAAGAAAAGGCCAUAAAUUGUUUACAUUGUGAACAACAGAAAUAACUGUCUCUUAUGUGCCCCAUUUAAAAAGCUUAGCAGUGCAAUCCUGUUCAGGUUUACUCAGAAGUAGGUCCCACUGGAGCAGUGAGGAUUACUUCCAAGUAAGUGUGUAUAGGAUUACAGCCUAAGACUUUAUCUGAAGCACCAGUGACUUGUGUUGAUGAACACAGUUAACUAUUUUAUAAACUGAAGGAUAAUUACUAUGAAACUUUUUGAAAUUUUGUUUUUUUUGUGUGAUUAAAUUUUCACUGGAUACAUUUGCAUAAGACUUUGUAGAAUACCUUUCAGUAUAUACUUCUAGAGUAAUUUCACUGAAAUCCAAGGGAAGAUUAUGGAACCAAUCUCAAGACUUUGAGGACUGUGACUAGUAUAUUUUUAAGUUUUCAGAGUGGAGUGUUUUUUCAACAUGCUUUGCCCUGGAUACACCCCUGUUGUGUUCAUUAUAAUUACUGUGUAAUUAACUUAUGUGGAGGCUGAAGUGCCUAUGUUUCAUGACAGGAACAAAUCUCUUGUAGUGAGGGCCUACUGUAGAUUUAGGACUUUUGGAAAGUCUUAGUUAACUAGAGUAAGUCACACUGGAAAGUGCCAAGGUAGGAUAGUCCUGGGUAGUAUUAAAAGGAAGCAUAUGCAAUUGACUUUUUGUAAUAGCUGCAAGUUAAUGUGAAUUAUACAAUAUUGCUUUCAAUUCUUAUUUUAUUGUGGAUUUGUUACAUGUCUGGUUUUUAAAAUAAAAUACAGAAGUUAGAAUGCUUUAAUUCAGAGGGUCCUCUGUGUUUAACAUUUGCAGCUAUUUGCUAUGUUUGGCUAUCAAAAGUUGUAUAACAACAGAAACUUAAAAGUAUGAAAUUAAAGCAUUCAUGUUUUUAAUAGUUUUCUAUUUGCAUUAUACUGCAAUUCAAACGUAAUUUGCCUAAGCUACAUUACUACCCAUUUUAACUUUUGAGUUUCCUAGAUUAAAAAUUUAGGAUGUU
Messenger RNA from Elgaria multicarinata webbii, 7294 nucleotides. RefSeq names its product adenylate cyclase 7 (gene ADCY7). Gene Ontology annotation, biological process: adenylate cyclase-activating G protein-coupled receptor signaling pathway; cAMP biosynthetic process; adenylate cyclase-inhibiting G protein-coupled receptor signaling pathway. Gene Ontology annotation, cellular component: plasma membrane. The coding region runs from base 546 to 3788 and encodes 1080 amino acids. The record is from RefSeq and is a predicted model, not a curated record. The transcript has 28 exons. Lineage: Eukaryota; Metazoa; Chordata; Lepidosauria; Squamata; Anguidae. Gene Ontology annotation, molecular function: adenylate cyclase activity.